Messenger RNA from Physella acuta, 1268 nucleotides. RefSeq lists its product as uncharacterized. The record is from RefSeq and is a predicted model, not a curated record. NCBI's taxonomy places the organism in Eukaryota, Metazoa, Mollusca, Gastropoda, Physidae.
GACGUAACAACUCUGUCACUCAGUCACAAGAGGUCGAUAAAUCACACGUCACACAAUGUACGGGAGCUGACUCACCAUUUGGACAACAUCAGCUGUUAUGACAUGGGAACCUACCACUGCAGUGGAAAAUAUUUGAACCAAGCUAUCUUUUUUAAAAAUUUGGAAAUAAUCGUCAAAAAUUGCGUACAGCCGUGCUCCUAUCAAAACUCAACUGUAGAGAUACAAGCACACGAGAACGACAAGAUCCAGUUAGAGUUUUGUGUCGUUUAUAUUGGAGAUGUUCUUCCAAUUUUUCCUAUCUACUUGGAUGGAAAAAAACUGCAUAACUCCAAUCAAACAUGGCGACCUUUCAAGGAAGGCAGACAGAAACACUGGAUCAUCUUGGAAAUAGAAACAAAUAAAAGUAGAAUAAAAGCCGUUUAUGAAGUUCAUAUUUGUCCAACUCAGAAAAUAAUAUUUGAAGUUACAACAUUAACUCAACAAGGAGUGACAUAUCCGGAUAAUAAUAAACUUUUCGUCCAGACAAUAACAGUAUCUAUAACUGCAAGUCUGAUUGCUCUAUGUAUCACAGGGAUAAUUACUGAAGUGGUACGCAGAAGACGAGGAAAAAUAUUAGAACUAGCUCGCCGAACUGACAACUAUUCAAUGGUGCCAGUAAACUCCAAUGACAGCCACAAUUACCUGAUGCUACAUCUUCAACACUUCUCACUGGAACCAAUGGCCCACACGUUUUCGCUGGAACCAACCGCCCAGACUUUGGAACAAAGGAACGAGGAACCCAUCACUCUCUCCAGCCAUGAUAGUAACUACAUAGAGAUCAUCCAAGAACCGGUACACUUGAGAUAUACAGACAGCGAUUACAUUACACCGAUUGACUAUUUCUUGUCUACUAAUUAACUCGUUUCUUGAGUUGUGUCAGGCAAAUGAUCAUAUUUCGGUUUGUUUUUGUUUGCGUACGUAGAUAGAAGGUGUGUGAGAACGUAUAUGGUCGCCUCAGUGCAGUCCAGUUCUUCUACAAGGUUAUGUAAAUUAGUUUCAUGUACUUUUUAAUAGCUACUGUAUCGCAGUUUGUGUAUUCGUGUUUGUUAGCAUUUAGACUAGCAUGUGUUUGUGCAGACAGCGUAGAUGUUUUGUAACCCGUUUGUGGUUUUUAGUCUUAUAUAAUGCCCGACACACAGGAUCACCCGUCAAGGCGUGUCCGUGCGUUCACAACACGCAUGCCUUCAUUUUAGAAAAUACGUUAAACAACUUUAUAACCAUAAGCAUUU